CCGAGAAUGGAAUUUAUCGAAAGAGGACGGCAGAGACAAAGACAAAGACAAAUCUCAGUCCAUGGCAUUCGCAGCGCUGUCCUCUUCCCUUGUGUGUCUACUCCAGUAUUCCAUUCGAGUGCUUGGCUUUGGUGAGAGCUGCUACUAUUGAAGCUAGCUAGCUAAGGUGGCAAGUUAUAGCCAACCGUCAAGAAAGUAGAAGAGACCGAGGUGAUUGAGUGGAGGUCCAAAGAGCAUUGUGCUUUUAUUUUGGAAUCCUUUUGGAUACUACUUGCAGAGAAGUGUGUAAAGAAGAGAAGAUCAUCAUGUCAUCUCAUCAUCAGCAGCGACCAUCGUCGUCGUCGUCUUCGUCGGCCAUGCCACCCCGGUCAUCGGCUCGCAGCAGUUUUUCCUCUUUAUCAGGAGGAGCUGCAAAUGCUACUACAAAUGGUGGUGGAGGAGUCAAUCGUCGUCGGUCUCCGUCACCGCAACAACUCGCCCGGAGCCGUCGUACUUCCACUACUGGUAGUACCGCAAGCAGUACUGGCAGUACGAACAGCAGUGUGAGUUCGGUCCUGAGCAAUUUGAAAUUUGGACGAUCGUCAUCUCCUUCGGGCAGUGUGACGGGAGGUCACAAGCCGUGGCACAACAGUGAUGAAUUGGAAAUGCUGCCUACUCGCAAUAUGCAGCAUCAAACAUCGGCUAGAACGACUCGAGUUGACUUGUCUUUGCAAGGAGGAACCGCCAAGGCAAGAAGCCGAAGCAGUAGUAGCGAUCGCGAAGAAGAUGAAUACGACAAGUACGGAUUCUCCGAUUGUUAUCCCAAACAACAUCAUCCUACUACUGCACAGGCACAAUCCACUACUAGCACUACCAGCACUACUAGUACCGAAGGAACACCCAAAAAAGACGAUGCGUAUGCGCGCUAUUUACAGCAACGAGACAAAACAUCCUAUGCCAGAUCUUCUUCCUUUACUGGUAAUAGUACUACCAAUGGUCAUGGAGACACAACAAACAACAACACUUCAGCUACUACUGCUACUAGUGCCAGCAGCAUUACCAGUACUGCUGCCAUGCCGAGAAGAACCUCCAGUAACCCUACAAGACCACCCAUGCGACCCAACAACACCGACACAAUAAUGGAACCAGAAGAAGAUUCCGCAAUCACCAGUGCCAGAAACAUGAGAGCCAAACGAUUGGCUCAACAAAAAGUUGCGUCCAGAGAGGCGGAUCUUAGAUUGCAAUCACACAAUCCGGCCGUACAGGCAUAUCUCGCAAGAAAGGAAAAGGAACGGGAGCACACUACCACUACUACUGCAACUAGCAGUCAAUACUCCAGGAAACCAAAACAUGAUGACGACGACGACAAUAAGGAAGAAAAACGAGAUGAACCAUCCUAUUCGGCUCGACAGAAUCGACCACCAACGGCUUCGAGGCGUCCGACACACCAACAACAACCCAAGGCGGUGCAAGUACAGUCCAACAUGACAACUUAUACCUAUCAGUUUCAGCCACAACAAGCCAGUAGUAGUAGUGACAAUGCUGCUACCAGUGAUGCCAAUAAUACAACGUCAGUGACACGGGCGCGAAGACUGCUCCAAUCGUCAGCUGCAGCAGCAAGUCCUUCGUCGUCUUUUCAGGACGAGUUCACCAAAAAGGAACAACCACCCACAACAACAACACGCAGAUCGGCCCCAUCCACUAUUUUGUCAAAUACAACCACAACAGCUUCUGACGUCAAAACAUCUCACAGUCGCAACAACAGUGCUGGAAGUACUUCCAGUUACUCGUCCCUCAAACCACAGCCAUUUGUGCGAACAUCAUCCGCACCACACACUGCCAGCAAUACGACAACAACUACUCAUGGUCGAUCCAGCAGCUCUGGGAGCAUUGGGCAUUAUCAAUCCAGUAUUCCAUCGGCCUGGGAAAAUUAUUCCAAAGAUGCGGGUAUCCCGCCACGAGCAUCCGCCACCACAUCAAUGAUUAAUGCCGUGGCGGAUCCACCCAGAAUUCAACGCAAAACCAGUAGUCCAAGGACAAGCACAAACAGUAAUACUGACACUAUCCAUAACAAUUCGACCUAUUCGGAUUGUUCCGUCACUCGAGCCAGGCGGUUGUUGUCGGAAGGAAAAGAACGACACUCCAAUACUAAUACACCCCUCAUGAACACCACCACGACAACCACAAAUACUCCUCCUGCUGCGUCUUUGGCAAGGCCGCCCAGUGCUGCUGGAAGAUCAUCAUCCGCAAACAGCAGAUCCGUGUCCACCCCGUCCAUGGAUGCAGCGAGAAGAACGUCGUCUGGCGGCAGCAGCAACAACCAUGACAAUAAUAAUACUGCCGUCACAACCAUUCCUCGUCCGCUCCAGUCCAUUCAGAUGGGACAGGAUGACUGGAGUGUCCGAGUGUGUGUCAUUUCUGCUGUCGAUUUCCCAGUCCACGUGGUACCCAAUAUGCCACUCUCACCCGUAUUGAAAAUUGGAUUGGUUUCCAUGAUGCCCAAUGGCAAGGAACGACUGUUGCGAGAGAUUGAUCGCAAGGGAUUGGGAGCCGUGUCGGAACAAAUGAGAUGUACAACGACCAAAUUACUCAGCAAACGCGACAAUGGAGCCGUCGAAUUUCACGAAGAAUUACGAUGGGAUAAUGUCGCACUCAAACAACAAACGCAGGGUGAUUCUUCCUAUUUGGCAUUGGCCGUGGAAUUAUGCGCUCGUGGAGUCCUACGACCGGCCAAUCUGCACGAAUCGCCACCGCCACCGGUUCUUAGUAGUCCUUCCAGCAAGGGUUUUAGUCCUCUACGAGCCCGAGCCGGGACACCCCAAGGACGACAGAGUCCGGAAUCACUCCAAGAUGUCAACAACCCCAACAAUGCUGCUGCGGCGGCACCCGUUCGACCAGGAGGUCGAAUCGUCAACAUGUUUCGUAAAUCGGGACGCAAGGGCAAAACCGAUUCGGCGGCCAUGGAAUCGGCACAAGCGGCGGCGGCAGUGGCCAAGUUGCUCGUGGAAGGAUCCACAUCGCCAAUGACGCCAGGACCUGCCAUGACGUCCCCAAGUGGGGCACUGAAUGCUCCACCGCCACCUGUCACCGGGCAACAAGGAGGACGGACAACGUCGUCAUCGUCGUCGGUGCCCACUCCACAGGAAUGGGAUGUUACAUUGCGAGCACAGCCCGAAACUUCUUCAUCAUCAGACUCUGUCGUCAUGACGGAUGACAUUCGUCUGGGUAGUCUCAUUAUUCCCUUGACAGAGAUGGACGAUCUGAAACGACUGUUGCGUGAUCGGAGUCAACCGGCACGGUUGGAAAAAUGGUUUGAAGUUCAAAACAUGAAUGCUGCCGUGAUGAAUGCCAGCAACACGACUCCAAACUCAGCAUCGUCGCCGCGGCAGUGGUUACGAGGUAGCGAUCGUGGAGCAGAUGGUGGUGGAUCAGCACCCGGAUCUCGCAGCCAAUCGCCCAACAUUAGUGGCCGAGCACGGCGGAAUCCGAGUAUUUUGCUGGAGUUAUCCCUGUAUGCACCAGAAGUUUUGGACGAUAGCGAAGAUGAGAUGGACGAAGACGACAUGGAAGAGGAGGCCGACAGUGCGCCGAGGUCGGUGCCAGUGGCAAAGUCGUUUGCGAAACGAACCACGAUGCAAGUGCGACACCAAUUGCAACUGCAGAGUAGGAAUGCUGCCAUGAAUGCCGCCAACAACAGCAAAAGCCCGACUCGGGACAGCCGCGAUGAAGCAAAACAGGCAUCCCAGGCAAGGUCCCAGGACCCAGUUCUUGAGCCUGGGAUUAUUGAUUUUAUCAGUGUAGUUGGUGCACGUGAUAUUGGGGAUCAGAAACAAGACGAUGGAAGCAAGGGUUGGGUACAAUCGACUCCCGAGUGCUGCGUCUUGGAACAGUUUCCGCCUACAGAGGACUUUCACCUGCAUCAAAAUCGCAACCGUUCAGCUCGAUUGCCACAAAAAGUUGAAUGGUUUUGCUUUCCUGAUGGUGUCAAGCUGUGGCGUGGCACUCAGCCUCCCUCUGCAUCCGACUUUUUAUCGCAACAGCAGCAGCAGCAGGUUUCCCCCAUCAUGACACCGUCACAAAUCAUGGUGUCAGAGGCUGAAUCUACCUCGCUCGCAUUAUUCGACGCCUAUCUGAAUUGCACUACAUCGUUCAAUUGGUUCGUCAUUGCAUCCAAUUCGGACGAUUAUGGUUCUCACACGCAAAAGACGUACGGGGCUGUGAUCCGAUUCUACGUCCCAGCGCCAAUGGGCAUUGACCCAACCCAAGAUGAUUUUGCACAAACACUCAUGGGCGGAGUUCGAGAGGAAGAAGACGAAGAGUCGGACAUGUGGUUGGACCCAAAUCCUGAGCAAGAGCAGCCACGAGGCAUGUUCGGUGGCAAAGGAGGAAAGAAGGAAAAGAAGCGUCUUUGGGUUCCAAUUGGAAUUUGCGUGACGGCGUCGUUGCCCAUUGUGGGCAUUAUGGAAGCUGUUCUAAUGCGAUGUUGUGAGAUGCUGGCCAGUCGACCCAAGAUUGUCCCGACUGAAAAGAACAAGAUACACAACAUGAUUCAGCGGCAUCUUGCGAACCUGAUUUUGAAUUUCCAAAAACCUAAAGCUGGUGCAGUGAACUGUUCAGUGCCCUUCUUGUUGGGAGAACCCGUUCAAGUACGGUUGCCACCAAGAUCUGGACUGCCGCCACUGCCACAUGGGAAUGCCGUGGCCAGCGUUUGCCGACUAUUGGGACCGGAGGGCUUCAUCUUUGUUUUAGCGGCACUCCUGACCGAAUCGAAAAUCCUGCUUCACUCACACAAUCCAGCCAAUUGUGCCAUGGUGGCAGAAGUCAUGACAGCCCUUAUCUACCCGUUCUGUUGGUCUUUACCUUAUAUUCCAGUCCUUCCAAUGGGCAUGUUGGAAUUUAUCGAAGCACCCUUGUCGUACCUGUUGGGGAUCCCGUCUUGUUGUUUGGAACAGAACAUGGUAGAUCCCAUGGUUUUGGAUGAUGUUGUCGUGGUUGAUUUGGACACGGGGUUCUCCUCUCCAAACUGGAAAACCACCACUACAAAGUACAAAUCACCGACGCCCUUGCCUUCAUUGGUUGCCAGCAACAUUUCAAGAGCUGUCUACCGACUUUUGCGCGCAUUAGAGAAUGAGCACGAAUUCGGUGAAAGACACAGCCACGCAGUGUCAAAUGCAUCGGAUCGUCUACCUCGCAUCCAACCAGAAUCAAAGGCAGAGCGAGAGUUUCGAAUUGCCAUUGCCCUUGAAAUGGGUGGCCUUGUGCGAGGAUAUCAAGAUUGCCUCGUCUUUGUUUCGACUUCGCAACCUGUUUUUAAUAGGGAGAAAUUUCUAAAACGAGCUCCGGCCUUGUUCAUUGAGGAGCCCUCUGGUGGUGCUAUUGGAAGCCGCGCAAACAAAGUCAAGACCAAUCGAAGGAUCCUAUCUUCCCGAUCGAAACGAUUCCUCUCAAUACUGGUUAAUUGCCAGCAUUUCCAUCAGUUCCUUGAAAUGCUACGGAGCGAAGAGUGUGCGUUCUUCCACGAGGUCAUGGAGAUGUGGAUCAAAGGCGACGAGAGCAGUAAGAAUAGCGAAGGCAGCGUCUUUGAAAGCAGCUCGUCGUUUGACCAUACCAGGGCCAUCGGUCACCUCAGCAAGAGUCUACAAACCUUGGAGGAUAAGGUGUCUACUUUCGAAGUCACCCAGAUACACAGCAACAAACCGAACGGAUCUAAUCCUGAAGAUGACGUCUUGCAAGACGAGGAUUACCAAGUCUUGAGCAGAGAUUGUCGUUUCCCGAGGAACUUGUUGCAGCAGAUUGAUCUUGGCGCCAACUCGGCCGACCAGGACAGUGAUGCUGCGAAUGCGGCGUCAAAGUCAUCCCAGAAUCAGGGAGUACACCACGCCAGUCUUUCUGUCCAAUACUUGGUCGAAUUGGAGAAGAAUCCUUGGCGGUACAGAAAUAUGUUUGAUAUUUCAGUGCCUAAAGCGGAAGGAGCAGAGCCGACUCCAGUAAGCGAAAUAAUUGCAGGUAACCAGUCAGUGCUAGUACGGGAAAAGCUGAAGCUUUCUGAUGCACUCGGCGAGCGAAAGUUCCGAGCUUGGAAGAUGUCAAGAGACCAGAUGGGCGAGGAAGGAGACCCGAGUGCAGGCAAUUCCGUCGAGGACAGUCUGAUGAAGCCCGGAGACUUUGGAACGUCGUUGGACCUUGCAAGCCUAAUGACUUCGGCGACGGAAGAUACCUUUUCAGAGACUUCGUCACAGUCUUCGUUGGCCAACGCUUCAAUCAAUUCCCGUGGAGCCGCCGGCAACCCACGAUCUAGCCUCACACCGGAGCAACAGCGAGUUGCAAAUGCCAAAGAUCGAGAUGUACUGAGACGGUGCCUAGAGAAAGCGUAUGCUGCCAAACCCAGCCAACAGCAAGAUUCUCAAGCAAUGUCGGACAUCUUCACCCAUCAUGGCCGCGAUUUGGUUGCAGAGGCUGAAGUGGCGCUGCGGAACCCCUCUGCCCAACACUUUUUGCUUUCUCUUCUGAGCAAACGAUCCAAAUUGGACGAGCAGCAAAAGCAGCUUCAGAGUCGGGGUUCCACUGAACGGCGAAACAGUCGCCGACUCAGCAAUGCCAACUCCAUCUCUAGCAGCCGCCUGGAGCCCAUUGCCUUUGAAUGCGUUGUGCGUCUCUGCUGUGCAAUGUUGGAUUCUUGCAUGGAGACCAAGGACUACGAACCAGCAUACUUGUUAUUGUGUCACACAGCUGGAUUGUUCACUCUACAACCCGAAAGCAUGAACGAUACCGGUCUGAACAAUGACGGAAACGCUGACGACGGUGCAGGCAGUGUCCCUCAGCCCAUGUACAUGACAGCCAGAAUAGGUUUGCACCCCCUAUUUGCAGAUUUGGGGCUGUGGCAGAAAGUGAUGAGUUUGCAUUUGGCAGAAAAGCAGUCCAGCCUGGCGGCAAGCGACAGGUUACCCAACGAUAAGAGCGACAGGGUCAGUAGUGGAGGCGACUCUUUGCAAUCCCUGUCGCGUUCCGAGAGUUUUGAAAAUGACUUGCCUUCCAGCAACGACGACGACAAGCAGUACGAGGCAGCCGUUGCAACCUUGUAUGAAAUGCUGGGCUACGGAAUUCCGGCCGAAGAGCUAGCGAGAUUUGCCACCAAGGUGAGCCAGUCGCAGGGCUGGUUUGGCCCGGGCAGUGAACGAGGACAAUCGCUCCUAUUGUUAGCAAGACGUCUGAGCAUGCGCAGAGAGCUGGCUGAAAAUGGUGGCGUAGCCCCUGGGGAAACUGGAGACUUGGAUAUCAUGCGGAAUAGAACAAAUACCGAAGACAGCAAGGAAAUGAUGAUGGAAAGAGACUUGAUUGAGAGCAGCCGGAUUGACGAUGAUGAUGACGACGAAAUCGAAUAUGAGAUUCUGGAAGUUGGCUGGUGUCAUCCAGCGGCUCCGCCGGCCGCUACUGCAGCUGGAGCAAAGGGAUCCUCGACAGCUUCUAACUCUACCGCCAGUUCGGUAGCCUUGCGCGGCGGUGGACAACAAACCGAAUACAUGAAUCGCUCGGCUGUUACGGCCCUGGCCACAUUUGGUCCAUCCGUGGUAGUAUCUGGUGGUUUGGAUGGAGGCGUUUUCCUGGCUCACACAGCCCCACGGAACGAAGACGAUCGCGCUGAUUUGUCAUCUAGUAAUCACCCUAGCGCUGUGGUUCGGGGGAUCCAUCUUGACUGGGGGAGUUCUGGGAGCAGAGCGAUUCCUGGAUCGACAGUGGUGUCUUCUGCGGACGGUGAAUACGGCGUCGGAGCGGUUAGUUGCUUGGCUGCCGCAACCGGAGCAGGUGGGCAUCAUCAUCGGACGCAGGCAAGUUCUCAAGCCACCAAAGAUGUUCUUGGUCUGAUGGAUGACGAAGAUAUGAUCAGGGAAAUGGAGGACAGCCGUGUAAUUGCUGGCACUACUUGUGGCGACUUGAGAAUAUGGUCCGUCAAAGAUGUCUACGCCGCUAUAUAUGCAGCACAUUCAGGGGAAGAUGGCGGCGGCGGAGACUCUCACCGGACUGCCCAUCCUAGCGACGCGUCGUCUAGCUUUAUCCCGGCCACACCCACACGACGACGGUUGGGUGGAUCAACCACCAGCGAGUCUGGUGGUACUGGAGGCAGCAACAACCCUUUUAACCGGCUCAAGUUCUCGCUUCGUGGACGGGCUUUGUCGGGUCAUCGUGGUGGUGUUACGUGUGUGGAUGUCCCAUCACAUGUUUACCGGCCCGAUUCGGUUGUGACUGGUGGUGCCGAUGGCUUGAUCAAGUUGUGGUCGUUGAGAACCUCCACAGUGGGACGCCGUGAUCAUACAUCCUUCGUUACCACCGCAUCGUCUGGAUCAUCUGCUGGCCAAUUGGGUCGACGCCUUGCCGCCAAUCGAGGAGGAGACGCGUUGAGUGUUCUGAGUGGUCACGGUGGCAGAAUCCUCUGCGUGAAAACAGCCUGGCACGGAGAUCGAUUAUUGAGUGGCGGUGCUGAUCGCACCAUUCGAAUCUGGGACAUGAUGUCGGGAAGCAGUGGGGGUGGAACAACAGCAUUGAGCGGCAGUUCAGAUGCAGCCUGCUUGCAUACGUUGUCCGGUCACUUUGGCUGGGUAACACACGUGCAGUAUUGGGGACCGAAUACCAUCGUGUCGGGAUCCACCGAUCGAUCCAUUGCGUUAUGGGAUCCUCGUGUGCGGAACUCUCCUUUGUUUGUUCUUCGGCACCAUCACGCACCCAUCUCGGAUAUUAUGGUCGGUUCCCGGACUGAUCCCUUGAUGGUGAGCGCUGCCAGUGAUGGAAGUGUGACGACCUGGGAUUUCCGGUCUCUUUCGGGUGCAGCAGCUGCUCUUCAACAGCAGAACGAAAGCAACAAUACAACUGGUGCUGAUCCGCCAUCAGCUGCUGGAAGCAAGCAUUGCAAAGUGGUUCGCCACCCCGCAGCCAUUAUGAAUUUGAGUGGUCCUUCGGACCGUUUGUCGUUGGCACGAUCCGGUCCUGUGAUGUUAUCUCGUGGGGAUCGUCUCCACAAGAGGACGGUUCUGAGUGCGGGGAGCGACGCCAUGAUGCGCGAAUGGGAUAUCUCGACGGGUCGAUUGUUAAAGGAAUGGAACAGCGGUCAUUGUGAUGCCCUGUCGAGUUUGACCUCUGUUGCGACAGCCUCGUCCAACACGUUGCUAGGAGUGGGUUCAGAACCCGAGGGGCAGUCGUCUGUUGGUGGCACCAUAACGAGUUCCUGGGACGGGACUAUUCGAAUGCGAAAACGCGUUUCCAAGCGUUACCGGUAGUGGUGGUCUUAGGAUGAGGUUGUACUAAGUUACUAAUGGUAUGAAAUGGUCCAAUGACAGAGGCAGCAUCGUGGUUAAUAAAAAGAUUCAUAAUAAUAGAGUCGGAUUACGAUAACAGCAGCUAGAUUCAGUCAUCCACCCAGCGCUUGCAAAGCUUCCACACUGAUGCAUUGACGGUGAGGCAGCGGCGACCCAAGCCGGUUCCAAAAUACAUAUCAUCUCGGGGCUAGCUAGCCAGGCUCGAUCUUCAUGAUGGCCCUUUAAUUAAGGCUCAAUAAUUCCCACCGUGGCACCGUGACUGUCACCAUCAUCCGUUUCGUCCUCCCCAGCUUCCACCCUGCGCCUAGUACGCCUGACUCUUCGUGCCAAAUCAGCAUCAUCUCUUAGGACGGCUCUUGUCACAGUUGUAUUACAGCCGAGAACUGGGCAAGGGCACUGACGACCUCCCUUGGAUCGGAUAUAUGCCAGGAUUCCCUCCCGAGAGUAGGAAUGCAGGCAAGUUGAACAAGUCACAGGAUCUUCCAUCCACUGGGCUGUAAUGCAGCACUUGCACUUGCUGAUAGUAUUCUCGUUGUUAAGCGCAGGAAACCUGUCGUCUUCGGGAGCACUGGCACUAUGACAGAGAACGUCAAACAAAAAUGCUGCUCCCAGCUUGGACAUGGGGCCCUUCACCUCCAGUUUCUCCUUCAUAGACAUGCCUCCCCAGUGCUUGCCCAGAGCAACGGCGCAUCUCUUUUGUAGACAUGACAAUGAGGACUGUUUAUCAUUCUGAUUGCUAUUGCCACCUUCGUCCUGUCGGCGUAGCAACUCAUCUUCAAUCAAACAGAGACGUAGCGCAAAUGAUGGGUCAAUUCGUUUUAGCUUGGACGGAGCCGUGAGAACCUGGAAUUUUUUGAGACCCAAGCUUUCAGAAUGGACAAUGCAAACCUUUUCCACCAGCUUGCUAAGGUGGGGUUGUUUCAGCUUGGAUGCGGUAAGUGUUGUGAGAGCCUGCAACUUUUCGAUAUCCAAGCUGUCGCAAUGGACACGGUAUACCGCUUGAACAAGUUUGCUAAGGUGGGGACAAUGUUCAGUCUCAUCUGGAAUGAAGCGGAUAACAUCAACCCAAAAGUCAAAAUCAACACAGAGGUCAACAAGGUCGGCAAGAUCCAUUCCAGGGUUGACUAAGACCCUAGCACAAUGCUUUGCGCACAAACUCAACAUGGUUUGGUUGCGAAGCUCUUUGGCUCUGAGGUAGUCACGUCCAAGCCCUUCAGAAGUUGUAAGAAAAAUGAUAUUUUCUUGGCAAAAGAAGUCUUCCACAUCCUUUCGUAACUGGGCAAUUUCAAAGUACUCUCCCAAGGAAUGCAUUGCAAUAACGUCUUUGGAGGCAAAUAGCAGCCUUGUUGCGGAGCCAUAAAGAUAGUCCAGAACAGCAGGGAAAAGAGAGGCAGUGGACUUGUGCAGUUCAAUGCGACUGGUGCAUUCUUGAGAUUCUUGAAAUGCAUUCUUGAACGUCUUGGCAAAGUAACCACUCUUGCGAUCUCCAUGUGCCAAGAUGCAUUUGUGGACAUGGUAGGUCGUGGCUUGUUCCUUGUUGUCACCAUCCGUAAAAGUAAUCACGAUGGUCCAAUCACUAAAGGUUUCUUGUGGAUCUCCUCUCCAAAAGAAGCCAUCUACGCCUCGCUUGCCGCUCGGUUCCUCUGCGGAUGAAUGCGACGCUGCUGCGCGUUUCGACAUUGUAUCAGCCCUUGACGAUUGCACAGAGCAGAGAAGAGAUACCAACAACGAAC
Seminavis robusta is the source of this 11020-nucleotide messenger RNA. NCBI's taxonomy places the organism in Eukaryota, Bacillariophyta, Bacillariophyceae, Naviculales, Naviculaceae. The record is from the annotation of a GenBank genome assembly.